AUGAGCACGACUCUAGACCACGCCCAAGAUGCAGAGAAGAGGCAUGCGCAGAUGACAGAUGUGUCAGUUCGCGCAGACUCCGAUCUGGAGAAGAGCCGGAGCGAUGGAGCGAAGGAGGACCCGUCGUCCAUCUUGCAGCCGUCGUCGACAUCAGACGAGGAUCGAUCCGGGGUGGCGCAGGACGCAGACACGGACCCAAAUGCCGGACACGGGGCCGAGACCUCUAGCAUCGCGGGCCGGGUGCUCAGUCGAGUAACAUCAAGGUCGAGUAUCACGCCAAGUCUACCUCCCGAUGGAGGCGUGACCGCAUGGAUGGCCAUUUUCAGCGCCCACUUGGUCAUUAUGAAUACCUGGGGCGUCGUCAACUCCUUCGGUGUCUUCCAGUCCUACUACACCACCCUGCUCUCCCGGCCGCCCUCCGACAUCGCCUGGAUCGGCUCCUUCGAGGUCUUCCUCCUCUUCUUCAUCAGCACCUUCAGCGGCCGCUUGACCGACGCCGGCUACUUCCGCCCGCUUUUCGUCAUUGGUUUUCUCCUUGUGUCCCUCGGCAUGCUCACCACCUCCUUCUGCACGCAGUACUGGCAAAUCUUCCUCGCACAGGGCAUUUGCCUUGGGAUCGGCAACGGGUUCCUGUUCUGCCCGGCGCUGUCGACAGCGUCCACCUACUUUGACAAAAGGAGAGGUUUGGCGCUGGGGUUCGUGUCAAUUGGCAGCUCAACGGGCGGGUUAAUAUAUCCGAGCAUGGUGAGGCAGUUGCUUCCGUCCGUUGGGUUCGGGUGGACGAUUCGCUCCAUUGCCUUUGUGCAAAUGGGCACACUGGUCAUUGCAUUCAUGUUCCUGAGACCCCGGGUGAAGCCGAGGAAAGCGGGUAGCAUUGUCGAGUGGGCGGCAUUCCGAGAGUUGGAGUACACUUUCUAUGCCGUCGGGUCUUUCUUGAACUACCUCGGCGUUUUCUUUGCCUUCUACUAUCUAGCCUCUUACACCCGCGACAUCAUUGGGUUGAGCUACGACUCGUCCCUUAACCUCUUACUCGUCCUCAACGGCGUGGGUGUGCCAGGCCGCAUCCUGCCAGGCUACAUCGCCGACCGUGUCGGCUCGAUCAACACCCUCAUCCCCAUGUCCCUUGCUUCCGGCCUGCUCAUGUACUGCUGGGUCGCAGUUUCGUCUACUGCAGGCCUCUACACCUGGACGCCCUUCUACGGUAUCGCAGCCAGUGGGAUUCAGAGCCUGUUUCCCGCUGCGCUGAGCCAGCUGACAAACGAUCCAAGGAAACAGGGCACGCGGAUGGGUAUGACGUUUACAAUCGUCAGCUUUGCAGUAUUAACGGGGCCCCCGAUUGCUGGCGCCAUCAUUUCCGCUGAAGGCAGCAAGUACACCGGGGCGCAGGUCUAUGCGGGGACUUGUUUGCUUGCGGGUAUGUGUUUCUGGGUUGCUGCGAGGAUGGUGAAGACGAGAAAAGCAGGCGGGGGACUAUGGUUCAAGACCUGA
Molecule: messenger RNA, 1488 nt
Organism: Colletotrichum spaethianum
Lineage: Eukaryota; Fungi; Ascomycota; Sordariomycetes; Glomerellales; Glomerellaceae
Product: aspyridones efflux protein apdF
Exons: 4
Coding region: 1-1488 (495 amino acids)
Biological process (GO): transmembrane transport
Cellular component (GO): fungal-type vacuole membrane
Molecular function (GO): transmembrane transporter activity
Source: RefSeq, a predicted model, not a curated record